UGUAGCAAACUCAUUAAAGUAGAAGAUAAAACUAAUUACGAUUUACAAAUGGAAAGAACAGCAAAAGCAGAUGGAUCAUCCCUAAUAUUUCUGGGAACCGGAUGCUCAACCGGGUUGCCAAGUCCAAGGUGCUUAAUUCACCCAUCGGAUCCUCCUUGCCCCGUUUGUUCUUACUCUUUAAAACUACCUCCCCAACACAAUCCUAAUUACAGGUGUAAUACAUCUUUGCUCAUAGAUUAUCUCGUGGCUAAUGAUGAACACAAAUAUAUUUUGAUUGAUGCGGGCAAGACAUUUAGAGAGCAAGUUCUUCGAUGGUUCACAUUCCACAAAAUUCCUCGUCUUGAUUCUAUACUGUUGACGCAUGAUCAUGCUGAUGCAGUACUUGGUCUUUCUGAUUUACAUUGUGUGAGACCGCUUGACUCCAAUGGAGAUGUUAAUCCCAUUUCAGUCUAUGCCACUCAAGAAUGUUGUGAUAGUGUUGUGUUAAAAUUUCCUCAUCUAUCCAAGAAAGUGCAUAAGCACCAUGAAGAUAUAGGACAAGUAACCCAAGUAGAUUGGAGAAUAAUCCAAAACGAUUGUCAUAAACCUUUCAUUGCUUCAGGCCUACAAGUUUGUCCUUUACCAGUGAUGCACGGUGAAGAUUAUGUCGCACUUGGAUUUUUAUUUGGUGAUAAAUGUAAAGUUGCAUAUGUCUCUGAUGUUUCACGAUUUCCUUCCACCACAGAAUACAUAAUCUCUAAGGAAACAGGAGAACAGCUUGACCUUCUUAUCUUAGAUACCAAUUGUAUAUAUUUGAAUGGACAAAAAAACACACACUUCUGUUUCCCUGAGACUCUUGAUGCGGUGAGGAGGAUUUGUCCAAAACGUGCAUUAUUAAUCGGGAUGAAUCAUGGCUAUGACCAUCACAAGAUCAACAAAGACUUAUUAGAGUGGUCAGAAAGGGAAGGAAUUCCAGUUCAACUUGCUCAUGAUGGUUUAAGAGUUCCUAUUGAGCUUUGAUAAAUAUUCUUUUCUAUAAAUAUUCCUUGUCUAGAGUUUCUAGAAGCUUAUGGCUUUAUGUGCUUGAACGAACACUUGUUGGCUCAUUCCAGCAAUUGUUUAUGCAGGAUAAAGUUCCUCUUAUUUGUUCCCUAUAUAAAAAGCCUUAAGCCUCUUAUUCCCUAAGAUUCUUGACUCAUGUAAUUUCUUAUAAACUAAAGGCACUUAUUUGACUGGGUUUCAUAAUCUAUGAACAAAUUGUUCAUAGAAUUUUCCCAAUUUUCAAUAUCGGUAUGUUCUUUCUUAUUUUGUUCUUCAAUUUCAUAUUCUAUAUUCUUAUUUACUUCUAGGUUGUUCUUGGUUUAAUAUAUUUUACGACUGUUAA
This is a messenger RNA of Amaranthus tricolor (Joseph's coat), 1363 nucleotides long. RefSeq names its product putative hydrolase C777.06c. The transcript has 9 exons. The coding region runs from base 49 to 999 and encodes 316 amino acids. The record is from RefSeq and is a predicted model, not a curated record. Lineage: Eukaryota; Viridiplantae; Streptophyta; Magnoliopsida; Caryophyllales; Amaranthaceae.